This is a messenger RNA of Microstroma glucosiphilum, 3036 nucleotides long. RefSeq lists its product as hypothetical. Gene Ontology annotation, molecular function: peptidyl-proline dioxygenase activity; L-ascorbic acid binding; iron ion binding. Gene Ontology annotation, biological process: peptidyl-proline hydroxylation; regulation of translational termination. The transcript has a single exon. Gene Ontology annotation, cellular component: cytoplasm. The record is from RefSeq and is a predicted model, not a curated record. The coding region runs from base 31 to 2553 and encodes 840 amino acids. NCBI's taxonomy places the organism in Eukaryota, Fungi, Basidiomycota, Exobasidiomycetes, Microstromatales, Microstromataceae.
CGUCACCCUCUAUCAUCACUCACCACCAACAUGGCCGACGUCAGAGCAGAGAUCGAGGAGCGUUUCGCUCCAAAGCUGCUCUCGAAAGAUUCGCGCGCCUCCUACCAGUCCAAAUUCGCAUCGUCGCAGCCGUACAAGCAUGCAGUCGUCGACGCCCUGAUCUCUGACGAGCUUCUUCGCAAGGCCCGCGAGGAGAUUGUAGAGGAGCUGCGAUUCGCCGAAAAGGAGACUGAUAUCUACAAAGUCAACCAGACCGGAGACCUCGCCAACCUCGAUGGCCUGCCAGAGACGGAGGCAGAGAGACUGAAAUAUCUGCUCAAGGUCCGAGACGCCAUUUACUCGCCAGAGUUCAGACAGUGGCUCCAGGAUGUCACAGGCUGUGGCCCUCUGAGCGCCAAGAAGAAGGAUAUGAGCAUCAACGACUACCGACAGGGAUGUCACUUGCUCAAUCACGACGACGUCAUCGCAACCAGGAGGGUCUCAUACAUUCUUUAUCUUCCCGACCCAGCUCAGCCUUGGCAGCCCCAGUGGGGAGGAGCAUUGGAGCUGUACCCCGUCAAGCCGAGCGAAGGAGAAGGUCACGCUCGACAGCCCGAAAACAUCCCGAGCGUCGUGAUCCCGCCAAAAUGGAACCAGUACACGUUCUUCACCGUGCAGCCUGGCCACUCUUUCCACUCUGUGGAGGAGGUGGCUCACCCCACUGCUUCGCGCUUGUCAAUCUCUGGAUGGUUCCAUCGCCCGCAGCCUGACGAGGAAGGGUUCGAUCCAGCGGAUGAAGAACGAGAGGAGAAGGAGCGAAAGGACCAUGCUAGUGCUGAGGGCCUAUCGUCGAAGAAAUUCGCUGCUUCUUACACCUCCUACCCAGAGGAUGCUGAGCCGCCCCUUCCUGGCUCGCAAAUGACUCAAGCAGACGUCAAUUUCCUGCGACCCUUCCUCAACCCCGCAUAUUUGUCACCCAAGACGCAGGGCCAGCUGUUCGAGCAGUUCGGAGACGAAUCACACAUCCUCCUCUCCGAUGUCUUUAACAGCAAGGUCGCUGCUGCGCUCGAAAAGGGGCUGAAGAGCAUGGAUGACAAGGAUGGAUUCCGGUGGUGGAAGAAAGGAAAGGGCGAGGAGGGGAUCGUCAUUCCAGCUCAAGAGACGGGCGUAGACAGCGAUUGGUCCAUUGUCGGGCCACCACACCGUCAACGCUUCUUGUCGCUCCGAGCAUCAAAGCCAGCAGAUGCAGCUCUCGCUUCCAAUCCUAGCAUACCAGCCACUCUCCCUCUGGAUUCACCUGCUGAGCUGUUGGACAUCAUUCGCACUUCAGUGCUACCCUCUUCGGCUUUCCGACACUUCCUGGCCAACAUCACCCAGCUGGUACCCAUCUCUCACCGGCCUUUCGAGGCUAGGCGCUUCCGACCUGGACUGGAUUACAGUCUCGCCCGGGCGGACGAAGAGGCAGUCCUCGACGUCUGCUUUGGUCUGACUCCAGAUGUGGGCCGCAUCGCUCUCGAUGCCGCUGGCGGUACUGGCGGACCCAAAGGCCUGGCGGGUAAGGGUUCAAAAGCAAAGAAGUCCGCCAAAGCAGGUCCAUCGCAGCUGACAAAGAAGCAGGCAAAGGAGAUUGCAGGCAAAUGGGAGAGCGGUGAGAUCGGGGGCUGGUCGUGCUACAUGGCUCCCGACGAGGAGGACGUCGAUGCUACCGGGGAGGUGUACAGGCAGGCUGGCGGCAGCAAGUCGAAAGCUCAGGCUGAGACAGAAGCAGCCGCUGCCAUCAUCGCCGAGGACGAAGGCAAGGUCGUGACUACAAACGGCGAGGGAAGCAGCAAGCCGUCGCUACAAAGGAAGAACGUGAAGGAGUUCGAUCAACAAUACGUCGUUCUGGGUAUCUCGGCCCCUCAGUCCUCUUCGGCGCCAUCGGACAAGGAGCUACACGACGCCAUCUCCCAAGCCCUUCUGACACUCCACGGAAACGUUGGCGGCUCCUUCCACUUCGAUGUUCUGUCUAUCAAGCCAUCUACCUCUGACUCUACUAGCAGCGAGAAGCAGGAGUGGGAGGCUCUCCUGAGAGUCGCCUCUGAGCACUUGCAGGCCCUACUGUCGGCUCUAGCUGCGUCUCUCACCAUUUCUUCGACUGUUUCGUACCGAACUUCUGUCCUCCAGAGCGGACCCAGCUACUCGAUCAGCAACGGAGGCUCGAGUGGAUCAAAGUGGCUCAACGAGCUGAGCGAACCCAGCGGCAAAGGCAUGGACGAAGAUGAGGAAGAAGUCGUCAAUGGCGAUGUCGCUGAGGAGGCCGAUGGAGCUGCAGAGAAGGAUGAAGACGCCGAGGAAGACGAGGAGAUGGAAGACGAAGAUUUUGAGGACGAGGAGGACGAGGACUUUGAUGGUGUUCUGCUCAACCUCACGCCAUCUUUUAAUACGCUCUCAGUAGCGCUCAGGGACGAAGGCGUCCUGCACUUUGUCAAGUACCUCAGUGCUGCUGCUGGAGGCAGUCGAUGGGACAUCAUCGGCGAAUGGGCCGUGGGUGCGGUAGAGGCAGACGAGGACGACGCAGAAAUGGCUUCAUAGAAGUGCAGUCUAACAUCUGCUCGUGUAUUGGUUGCAAGAUAUAAAUACAAAACUUCGUCUGGCGAGGGCCACAACAUACUAGUACAUGAAGAAGCAGAGCGAUCAUGACGCUGGAAAAUUCUCAGGAUAAUGAGUGUUCAGAAUGAUGGGUCCCGUUCAAGAAGGAAAUUGUUGGGAGAGGUAUAGACUGAGGGGGCACCUCGCGAGAUCCGGCCAGCAGAUCAGCGAAAGAGCACUCUGAUGCGAUCCACUAGCUAUGCCGAGCCCGUCAGCAUCAUGUCCUCGUCAAUUUCCUCCGUCGGUGUCACCGUCCGCGGGACAGAGUCGGCCAAGGAAGGUGCUUCGGAGCCAUGACGGCUGAGCGUGCCUGGCCGACGAAGACCAUUCGCGGGGAAGGCGGAGUGAGUGGGACUCGGCAUGGGAGAGCCGCCGAUGACGAUUCGUGGGAUGCUGAGUGUGGAGCCGGCCGUGCUGUGGUUGUUG